UAACACAUUCAUCGUUGAUCCCAGCGAAGAGAGAAGGAUGCCUGAACCAGCGAAGUCUGCCCCCAAGAAGGGCUCUAAGAAAGCGGUGACAAAGACCGCCGGGAAAGGAGGCAAGAAGAGGAGAAAGACCAGGAAGGAGAGCUACGCCAUCUACGUGUACAAGGUGCUCAAGCAGGUGCACCCCGAUACCGGCAUCUCCUCUAAGGCCAUGGGCAUCAUGAACUCCUUCGUCAGCGACAUCUUCGAGCGCAUCGCCGGUGAGGCCUCCCGUCUGGCUCACUACAACAAGCGCUCCACCAUCACCUCCAGGGAGAUCCAGACCGCCGUCCGCCUGCUGCUGCCCGGUGAGCUGGCCAAGCACGCCGUGUCUGAGGGCACCAAGGCCGUCACCAAGUACACCAGCUCCAAGUAAACUGAUCCUGAUAUCUACAACAACCCAAAGGCUCUUCUAAGAGCCACCACCUCUUCUAUUAAGACAUAUUCCAAAUGUCCUUACUUUAUGUUGACUACAGCAAACAAAUUGAGAAAUUAUA
This is a messenger RNA of Acanthopagrus latus (yellowfin seabream), 533 nucleotides long. Its product is annotated as histone H2B 1/2. Gene Ontology annotation, cellular component: nucleosome. NCBI's taxonomy places the organism in Eukaryota, Metazoa, Chordata, Actinopteri, Spariformes, Sparidae. Gene Ontology annotation, molecular function: DNA binding; protein heterodimerization activity; structural constituent of chromatin. The transcript has a single exon. The record is from RefSeq and is a predicted model, not a curated record. The coding region runs from base 38 to 412 and encodes 124 amino acids.